Messenger RNA from Aspergillus caelatus, 2475 nucleotides. Its product is annotated as putative DNA-directed RNA polymerase III RPC4. Gene Ontology annotation, molecular function: DNA binding. The coding region runs from base 236 to 2068 and encodes 610 amino acids. Gene Ontology annotation, biological process: transcription by RNA polymerase III. Gene Ontology annotation, cellular component: RNA polymerase III complex. NCBI's taxonomy places the organism in Eukaryota, Fungi, Ascomycota, Eurotiomycetes, Eurotiales, Aspergillaceae. The transcript has a single exon. The record is from RefSeq and is a predicted model, not a curated record.
GGGAAGGCUCCCGCACACCUUCUGUCUGAAACGCUCGCUCUCUUUUUUUCUCAUAGCCUCGCAUAUCGAAUUUUAUUCCCAAGCACCCUGCCCUCACCGCGCUAAUUAACGACCUAUCGCUACGAAAAUUUCAAGUCAAUGACCUCUUGAACUAUCGACCCCUCUAUCUCCCCCCAUUCCUCUCUCCACAUAAAAGUACACACACAAGUUCUGGACACAAAGCCGGUCACCUAACAUGCCCCCCAAAGCCGCUCCCCGCCGAGGCGCAUCCACCGCCGCGGCAAACCGGCGAACGAAUGCCUCAGAACCCAGCUCGAACUCUGCAACGCCUGCACCGGGCGACAAUGCCAGCGCCGGACCUUCAGUCAGCAGACCUCCCGUUCAACGACUGCAAUCUUUGAAGAAACGCACCCCGUCCGGUAGCAUCGGGCCUGCCGCGAAAACGCCCGCUCCCGGCGGGCCUGGCGAGCCAGCCAAGCCUACGUUGAAGUACAAACCGCGUGCGGUCGGGCGUCGUAGUAAAGAGGAGCGAGAGGCGAUUGAGAAACUCGAGGCAGAGCGGCACCGAGAGAGAUUGGCGGAAGCGGCGGCCAUACAGCGCGGACGGGGAAAUCAUGGACCUGGUGGUCGGGGCGGGUUUGGACGAGGUCGCGGAGGACAGUUUGGGGCAGCCAGUGGGCCUCUGGGAUCUAUGCAAGGCCGUCGGGGUCGGGGUGGUGGUCCGGGUGGGUUUGGAUCGAGAUUCAAUGAUUCCAGGGCGUCAUCUAUGUCGAGGCGGAGUCGGUCGGUUAUUGAUGUUGGAAGUGGGGCGGUUAGUCGGGAUGUGUCGUCUGAUGAGAGUGACAACGAGAUUCGGGUGAGCAUUGAUCAUAUCAAUCUGGACAGUGAUGAUGAGGAGACGGAGCGGGUGGUGGAUAAGAAGAAGGGAAAGCUUGCGAUGAAGAAUGCGGAUGCUUCUGGGGAGAGGGGUCUACGGCCCAUUCGUGUGGAGAGACAUGAGCAUGAGGAACGGGUGGUUAGUGUCAACAUGGAGUCUAGCUCGAGUAAAUCUGCCGAGCUUCGCCAACAAGCGCAGGCUAAGGCUGCGGAGGAUGAUGCUCUAUUUGUGCCGGAUGAUGAUGGUUCGGCUGGUUCGGCUACGGAGACCGAGACUGGGCCCCGGGUGAAACAAGAGCCUACGGAUGAUGACCACGCUAUGGCGGAUGUCGCUCACCAUGCGGAUGAAGGACUGACCACCGAUGAUGGAUUACUGCCGGAGCAAAAGGUGAAGGUCCGUCGGAAGAUCUCUCGGGAGCCGCCCGCCGUCAAGGAUCCCAAGAGUUUACUACGCACCAAGGAAGAUAUAGAAGAGUACGAGAGACAUGAGCAAGACCUUGCGAUGGUGAAGGAUCUAUUUACAAAGGAAGAAAAACCGCCCGCCGAAGAGCCGAAAGAGACACAGCCCGAACAAGUUGAGUCUUCGGCGGAGGAUACUGAGACGGCGGCGGCGGACGGCGCGGAGAAGGAUAAAGACAAGGAAAAGGAAUCGGAAGAGGAAGAGGAAGAAGAUGAAUCUGCCAAGGACAAACUGUCCGGUCAACUAUUCCUGAUGCAAUUCCCACCCAUGACACCCAAUCUUGUGCCAGAAAACGGCGGUGAUAAUUCUGCCACGGCACCUAUAGAAGCUCCGGGUCAGGGUACCCCCCAGGGUACAGCUAGUAACAACGGUAAUGUGCCACAGCAAACGGGAGUCAAACGCGAAGACGGGGUGGAGAUUCUCGAUGAAGCGGAUGAAUUCCAGCCCACGGAGCCUUCUAAAGUGGUCACCGCUACGGAUUGGCAGCUUAAAGCUGGGCGCGUAGGCAAAUUGAAUGUCCAUGCCUCCGGGAGAAUGACGAUGGACUGGGGUGGUAUCAGCUUUGAACUGGAUCGAGCCACCGCCGUUGAUUUCCUCCAAGAAGCAUUGAUCGUAUCGGGGGCAGCCGAUCCAGCUGAAGGGGGAGUUCCGGAAGAGGAAAACAGAGUAUGGGCUAUGGGACAGCUUAGCGGCAAGUUCACUGUGACGCCUGAUUGGGAGAAGAUGCUAUGAAACGGGAAGGGCAGCGGCAACAUUAAACCCUAAUAGACGUCGAGUCAUGAAGCGUGGUUUCAGUAUCCGCCCGCCAUGCAGGAAGGCAGCCACCCGACACUCUACGACUGUGGCGUAUUAGUUGAUUGAUCUCUGGAUCUGCAUCUGUAUUCCAAUGUAUCUAGAAAUAGCGGCCAACGAGAUUCACGAGGCUGACGAAUCAGGUGGCGGGACAAGACCUGACACACACGAAUGCUGUACUCUCUACGUACCGUACAUACCGAUGUGAACCUCAGGACGAGUUGAUGAUGUGCAUUGCGGCGAUGAGGUGCACAAUAAGCACCGCGGAUUGACCUCGGGAUAUUCCUAUAAUUAGUACAGGGACGUGUGGACGACGAAGAAAGUGGGAGUUCAUUGGUAGAGAGAUG